Messenger RNA from Cucurbita moschata (crookneck pumpkin), 992 nucleotides. Its product is annotated as dehydration-responsive element-binding protein 2D-like. Gene Ontology annotation, molecular function: transcription cis-regulatory region binding; DNA-binding transcription factor activity. Gene Ontology annotation, biological process: response to stress; positive regulation of DNA-templated transcription. NCBI's taxonomy places the organism in Eukaryota, Viridiplantae, Streptophyta, Magnoliopsida, Cucurbitales, Cucurbitaceae. Gene Ontology annotation, cellular component: nucleus. The transcript has a single exon. The record is from RefSeq and is a predicted model, not a curated record. Bases 159 to 920 code for a protein of 253 amino acids.
AUGUGCUCCUAUGGUUCGCUGUCUCUGGAUACGGUCUAAAUACAGUGACAGAGAAAACCCUAGAGAGAGAGAAGAGAGGGAAACUGGAGGUUUUGUUGUAGAGACCAAAAUGAGGCCAUGUGUAUGUAAGACAGAAACCCAGAAGAGCAGCUCAUCGCAUGGACACGAUUUAUUCAAUUCUUCUUGCCAAGUAUCAUCCACAUCCCUCCGCCGGCCACGUUUCAUCCUCCUCCCACUUUCUCGCUCUAACUCCAAUUCUUUUAUACUCGCCUUCCAUUCACAUCCCCCUUGCAAUCUUCUCAUCCAUGUUGAAAUCAAGCAAGCAAGUUAAAAGGUCCCCUUCAGCUUCCCAUGCCACUUCUAGAAAGGGCUGUAUGAGAGGCAAAGGAGGCCCUGAAAACGCUUCCUGCACUUAUAAAGGCGUGCGCCAGAGGACAUGGGGCAAAUGGGUUGCUGAAAUUCGAGAGCCCAAUCGCGGGGCUCGUCUUUGGCUUGGCACGUUCGACACUUCCCAUGAUGCUGCUAUGGCUUAUGACAAUGCCGCUAGGCGUCUUUAUGGCUCUGAGGCUAAACUCAAUCUCCCUCAUCUUUCCCCCAAUUUGCAGCUCCAUAAUCACCCUCUGCUUCUUCCUGGCUCUGUUUCCUCUUCCUCCGACAGUGCGGCUGCCACGGUGGAAGAUGUCGGGUCCAUCAGCUCAGCUCCCCAUGACAACAGCAGCAGGAUGAGAUUUGGAGAGGAGGAGGAGGAGGAGAUUGGGGGGCUUUGGAGAUCGAUGAGUAUUAGCUUGGAUGAUUCCAUUUGGGCUGAAGCAGCCAUGUCUUUGGAUUUUCCUGUCGUGGAAGAUCGGGAUCGUCAAGGCGUUUUUGCUGCUGAUUUUGUGGAUUCUAAUGGAUGGGAUACUCUCCAAUGGUGUUCUUGAUAUCCAUGGAAGAAUCUUAAAUUUGUAAUAACUGGGAUUGUAUUAUACACUUGCCUUUUUUUUUUUUUUUUU